Molecule: messenger RNA, 1245 nt
Organism: Argentina anserina (silverweed cinquefoil)
Lineage: Eukaryota; Viridiplantae; Streptophyta; Magnoliopsida; Rosales; Rosaceae
Exons: 4
Coding region: 161-940 (259 amino acids)
Source: RefSeq, a predicted model, not a curated record
UAGAGACGAGGAGAGAGAAAACAGAACCAGCAGGGGGGAUUCAAGCUUUUCUUUUCUCUCUAAAUUUUCCCCAGGAGGAGAAAUUACAAAACUAGACAGAGAAAGCAGGGAAAUUUAGAGAGAGAGAGAGAGAGAGAGAGAGAGAGAGAGAGAGAGAGAGAUGGUGAAGACAGACAACAACAAUGGGAAUGGGGAUGUGGAUGUCAAGGGAUCUAUCAGUAAAUUCCCGUUGAACUCUUGGGAGGUGACGGUGGCUUCCACGGUGGUGCUGGGUUUUCUGUUCGGCCUUGUGGGUGUUUACCUAACCAUGCCCGCAUCCGAUUACAGCUUCCUCAAGCUCCCCCGGACCCUCCAAGACCUUCAGAUCCUCAGAGAUCACCUUGAGGACUACACAAGUGACUACACAGCACAGGUUUUAUUAGGAUACUGUAUGGUUUAUAUAUUCAUGCAGACAUUCAUGAUUCCAGGAACUGUGUUCAUGUCGUUGCUUGCUGGUUCCCUUUUCGGAGUCUUCAAAGGUGUAGCUCUGGUGGUGUUCAAUGCCACUGCUGGUGCUUCUUCUUGUUAUUUCUUGUCAAAGGUGAUAGGGAGGCCCCUUGCCACCUUUCUAUGGCCCGACAAGCUCUUAUUUUUCCAAAGCCAGGUGGCUAAAAGAAAACAGGGGCUGUUGAACUACAUGUUGUUUCUUCGAUUAACUCCGACCUUGCCAAACACAUUUAUUAAUGUUGCUUCACCAAUUGUUGAUGUGCCUUAUCAUACUUUCUUCCUGGCAACCUCAAUUGGUCUGAUCCCUGCUGCUUACGUCACUGUCAAGGCUGGACUAGCUCUCGGAGAACUACGAUCUCUUGGAGACCUCUACGACUUCAACUCAAUAGCCACCUUGUUCUUGAUUGGAAUUGUAUCGGUCACUCCCACGCUAGUGAGCAAGAACAAAUCAUAGCAUUUCACUAGCUCCACUUAGCUAGGUGUACAUUGGCCCCUUGUUGUGCUUGCAGCCAUUUGGAUAUUACCUUGAGACACUUUAUCAUCAAAUAAGGGAGAACCUGAAAGCUUUCUUUGUUCUGGAAAUUUCUGCUAUGAUGGAGCUUUGCUGAAGAAUACGGGAAGAUGUGUCCUUUGGUGUUGGGUUUCGGGUUGAUGUGUAUGUAAACUUUAAUUUCAGCUUCAUAGGGUAUGUGUAUCAGUAUCGUUGGUUACAGAAUGUAAAGGCAGUUUCUAGUAAAGUUUCAAGCGUUUGGUGUUGAA